Molecule: messenger RNA, 2126 nt
Organism: Anolis sagrei ordinatus
Lineage: Eukaryota; Metazoa; Chordata; Lepidosauria; Squamata; Anolidae
Source: RefSeq, a predicted model, not a curated record
CCCGCCCGCCCGCCCGGCUCCCCUCGCUGCCUUCCCGGCUCCUUCCCCUCCUUCCACGGAGAGAGAGCCUUGCAGAGAUGCUGGAGGGCGGUGGGGGCGGCGGCGGGGCCCCGAGGAGGCGCAGGCGGGGUCCCUCGCCCUAGUUGGGGGGUGCCCCUCUUUGCUUUCCAGAGAGAGAGAGAGAGACCCCCCUCCCCCCUCUAGCAUGGCCAAGGAGAAGAGCCGGAGAGCCUUGCUGGAGCUGCUCCAGAGAGAAGGGAACCAGGUCUGUGCCGACUGCGGGGCGCCAGAUCCAGACUGGGCAUCUUACACUUUGGGAGUCUUCAUCUGCCUCAGUUGCUCAGGGAUCCAUCGCAACAUCCCACACCUCAGCAAAGUGAAAUCGGUGCGUUUGGAUGAGUGGGACAAUGCGCAAGUCGAGUUCAUGGCAUCCACCGGAAACACUGCAAUGAGAGCAAAGUACGAAUCAGAGAUCCCACCAUUUUACUACAAGCCCACUUUUUCCGACUGCCUGCUGCUGAGAGAACAGUGGAUCCGAGCCAAGUACGAAAGGAAGGAGUUCAUCUACAUUGAGAAGCAAGAGCCUUACUCUGCAGGGUAUCGGGAAGGAUUCCUUUGGAAGAGAGGCCGGGACAACGGUCAGUUCUUGACCCGGAAAUUUGUUCUUUCGGAACGGGAAGGCGCCUUGAAGUAUUACAACAAAAAUGACGCAAAAGAUCCCAAAGCCAUUAUGAAGAUCGAGCAUUUGAACGCCACUUUCCAGCCUGGGAAAAUCGGGAACCCGCACGGACUGCAGAUCACGUACUUGAAGGACAACAGCACCCGGAACAUCUUCAUCUACCAUGAAGAUGGCAAGGAAAUGGUGGACUGGUUCAACGCCAUCCGAGCUGCCCGCUUCCAUUACUUACAAGUGGCAUUCCCCGGCGCAAGCAAUGUGGACCUGGUGCCCAAGCUUUCUAGGAACUACCUGAAGGAAGGCUACAUGGAGAAAACGGGGCCAAAGCAAACAGAAGGUUUCAAGAAACGUUGGUUCACCAUGGAUGAUCGGCGGCUAAUGUAUUUCAAAGAUCCCCUGGAUGCCUUCGCCAGGGGGGAAGUGUUUAUCGGAAGCAAGGAAAACAGCUACAAGGUGCUUGAAGGACUCCCCCCGUCCAUCCAGGGGAACCACUGGCAGCACGGGAUCACCAUCGUGACGCCCGACCGGAAAUCUUUUGCCUGCGAAACAGAAAGCGACCAGCAGGAGUGGAUGGCAGCGUUUCAGAAAGUGAUCGGCCGGCCGAUGCUGCCGCAGGAAUAUGCAGUGGAAGCCCAUUUCAAGCAUAAACCCUAACGGACCGAGCCGAGGAACGACAACCUGUUUACAGUACGCAACGACAAUGUCCGUCCUUUUGUCACGUUACCAUUGGGACUACCGGAUAGGAGGUGCUAACCGCGAAGGCGAUGCCAAGCCAAAGCAGACAUUUGGAGAAACACUGCAUUUCUUGAGUCAUCGGCGAUGAGGUUCUUCGCAGCCCGGGCUCUCCGAGACAUUUCCUUUGGGAAUGGUGCAUUGGCCGGGAAUCCGCUGUGAUUACAGAGUGGCUUCCUCCUCGUCCUUCGAAUGGGAUAUGACUUGUUACGUUGAGUAAGGGAUUUCCCGUUGGAUCAAACGAUUUCCCCCGCAGAGCUUUCCUUCCCUUUUCCAUCCCCGAAACCAGACUCCUACCUGGCUGACUUGUGUGAGGAUCGAACACACUCUUGUCUAUGGAACACUUCCCUUUGUGUUGACGAUAUCUCCAACACACUCGCAGAAGAAGGUAAUUCGUUUAGAAGAAGCUCUUCUUUGUUCGACAAAAAAGAAUAAUAAUAAGAAUAAUAAUAUGCUUUAUUUAUAUUCCGUGCUAUCGGACUCAGGGCGGAUUACAAAACACAUAUACGGCAAACAUUCGGCAAACAUUAACAAGGACAGAUAAUACAUAAACAAAGGCAAAGGCUUCCCCAUCUUUGGCAUCUGGAGGCUGUGCUCGAUUCCAGCCACAGGGAGGUGCUGUUGCUCCAUCUUCCAUGCCGAGGAGCAAUAAUAUACAUUAUUUAUAGGCCUGGGUAACAACGGAAAAAUUUGUUUCUAAAAUCGAUUAGUUUUUUGG